Molecule: messenger RNA, 2096 nt
Organism: Zingiber officinale
Lineage: Eukaryota; Viridiplantae; Streptophyta; Magnoliopsida; Zingiberales; Zingiberaceae
Product: protein EMSY-LIKE 3-like
Exons: 10
Coding region: 319-1731 (470 amino acids)
Biological process (GO): defense response to fungus
Source: RefSeq, a predicted model, not a curated record
UUUGCGUCUUUUCCUGCGUCUCGAUCCCUCUUCUGAUCGCCUCUGCCCCUCCCUCGCUCUCUGCCCCGCACGCCAGCUCCUCUCGCUCCCUCUCGAUCUCCUCCCCGGUUCCACGCUCUCCGUCCGGAUUGCCGAUCAGAUUCUCUUCCGCAUGCUCGAAUUGGGCUGUUUCUUGGUCGCCGGUAACGGGAAUCGAUGAUGCUGAAGCUGCUGAUUGGGUCGCAGUGAGGGGAAAUCGCUCUCUUGUUGAACUCGACGGGUUGGGGGGUUUAUAGGCCGUUUAGGCACCGGUUAUUUGGUGACCAAGGGAUUCCCGGCAUGGAAUUCGAUCCUUCCGAUAGUAGUGGAACUGAUGAUGAUCUUCCACCACCCCAUCAGAACAGGGGUGUAAGAGGGCAUAUGACAGGUAAUGGGAGGACCAUUGUUGGUGCAAUUCCAUAUGCUAGGGUGCAAAAUGAUAUGGAAAUCCAAAUACACCGACUUGAGCAAGAAGCAUACAGUUCGGUUCUUCGAGCAUUUAAGGCUCAAUCUGAUGCCAUUACAUGGGAAAAAGAAAGUCUAAUAACUGAACUAAGAAAGGAGCUCAGAGUGUCAGAUGAAGAACAUAGAGAACUAUUAAAUAGGGUGAACGCAGAUGACAUUAUUCGAAGAAUAAGGGAAUGGAGACAAGAAGGUGGACACCAGUCUGGGGUUUUUAGUAAUGUUCAAUCAGAUGUUCCUGCACCCAGUCCUACCAUUUCCGCCUCUCGAAAGCGGCAACGAACACAGCCUGUUCCAUCAUUGUCUUUGGAUGUACCAUCUACUGGUUUGCACUCACAGGCUGUUGCAGCUCCCAUGCAGCCAUCAUCAUCAACUGCCAAAAGGGGAGCUACAACAGGAGCCAAAGGCAAGAAGCCUAAGACAAAAUUUCAGGGUCAGGCAGUACCUGGUGCUUCUUCAAUAAAGUCUAUGCAGUAUCCUUCUUCGGGUCCUGGUGGAAGAGGCCAUAUGGCAAAUAAGAAUUCUUCUGGCGCACCUGCUCCAGCUGAACUAGCUAAAACAGCACCAUAUGACCCACUAAUUGGGCGUAAAGUGAGGACUAGAUGGCCUGAAGAUAAUAGCUUUUAUGAAGCUGUUAUUCUUGAUUAUAAUCCGGUGGAAGGUCUGCAUGCACUUGUUUAUGAUGUUGGCAUGGAGCAUGAGACAUGGGAAUGGGUUAAUCUGAAGGAGAUUCCCCCUGAAGAUUUAAGAUGGGAUGGUGAGGAUCCAGGAAUCAGUCAUCAUCCUGGUCCGGGUGCACCUGAACGUGGAGUUAAAAAAACCUCGGGUCGUGGCGGUGCAAUUCCAGGAGCAGGAAGAGGUAGAGGAUCAAUGAAAAAUCAAGCAAAGAAAGAUUUUCAACCACCCCAAAACGGCAUUGGCAAGAAGAGCACCGGUGACAUUGAGAUUUUUGACACGGAGAUACUUAUUAAAGAAGUGGAGAAGGUUUUUAGCGCAAGCCAUCCUGAUCCUAAGGAUAUGGAGGAUGCCAAGAACUUGUUGAAAGUUCAAGAACAAUCACUGAUUGCUGCAAUUGCGAGGCUUGCAGAUGUAUCAGAUGGUGAAAGUGAAGAAGGGGAGCACCAGUAUUCGCAUGGGCAAUCCAUGGAGCGGGAUCGUGGAUGGAGAAACCGAAUGAUUGCUGGGGUCGGAGGACGAGAGGGCUAUGAUGGCGAUCACUUAGGUGGGGAUGACGAUGACGAUGACACAUAACUUGGCCGAAACCGCCGUCUCCAUUUUUAUAUGUGCUGGCACCUUGCCCCUGCUAUAACUUAGCUAAUGUUAAAUUGUUACUUGGCGAAUGGCCGUGCACCUAUCUACUCAGAAGCUACAAUGCCGAUCAAAUACUCACCUCCUACAUUGAGUUACAUUGUUCUAUUACGUUGUAGGUGUGUAGCAUAGGGUUCGAGUUCUCAGUAACCUUGUGUAUCGUUCGUCGUUACAACUCUCAAGCUCGAGGAAUGUAUGCAGCAAUGUAGAAAGAUUAAUGACCGUGGUGGUUUCCAUGGACGUCAGUUCAUGAAAUCAUGUAACGUUUAUUGUUGUUGGUGAAUCCAUCCAGGGCGGCGAUUAAAUUA